GCACACGCCUUUGCUGCGGGAAGGACGCCGGCCGCGAGGCUCCGGCAGCAGCAUCCGUGGAAUGCGGAGCCCUCGAGCAGUCGGGCUGAAGGGCAGCUGGAGCUCGAGAACGUGCCGGAAAGGCUGACGCUGCUCCUGACUCGGAAGCGCGGGCCUCCGGAUUGGCCAGCGCGCCGAGCGCUUGAUCCCGUGUCCGGGGUUCGCUCCUUCACUUGAACCGUCCCCGCUCAGCGAGCAGCAGCACAACGAGGACCGCCGGCUUUCUCACCAGGCUUCAGCUGACUGGACCGUGGAGCCACUCAUCUGCGAGGAUGGCGAGCACCUUUGCUCACAUGAUGUCUGGCAGGAAGGCAGUGCUGGCACUCGCCGGUCUCAGCGCUGGUACCUUGGCCACCGGUUACAUCAUGAGCGACUCUAGAAGCACAGCCGCCAUUGAGAAGAUGAAGAUCUACCCACCCAGCGCCGACUUCCCCGACCUGCGCAAGCACAACAACUGCAUGGCGUCGGCGCUGAGCCCGGCCAUUUACAGCAGGCUGCGUGACAAGCUGACGCCCAACGGCUGGAGCCUGGACCAGUGCAUCCAGACCGGGGUGGACAACCCGGGCCACCCCUUCAUCAAGACCGUGGGCAUGGUCGCCGGGGAUGAGGAGAGUUACGAGGUGUUUGCGGACCUCUUCGACCCAGUGAUCAGAGACAGGCAUAAUGGCUAUGACCCGCACCUCAUGAAGCACCCGACUGACCUGGACAGCUCCAAGAUCACCUCCGGCCUCUUUGACGAGCGCUACGUGCUGUCGUCUCGCGUGCGAACGGGCCGCAGCAUCCGUGGCCUCGGCCUGCCUCCGGCCUGCUCCCGCGCCGAGCGCCGUGAGGUGGAGCGUGUCGCCGCGCAAGCGCUGUCCGGCCUCAAGGGCGACCUCGCCGGACGCUACUACAGCCUGGGAGAGAUGACCGAGGAGGAGCAACAGAGGCUCAUUGAUGACCACUUCUUGUUUGACAAGCCUGUCUCGCCCUUGUUGACGUGUGCGGGAAUGGCUCGUGACUGGCCGGAUGCUAGGGGGAUCUGGCACAACAACGAGAAGACCUUCUUAGUGUGGAUCAAUGAGGAAGACCACACGCGCGUCAUCUCCAUGGAAAAGGGAGGCAAUAUGAAGCGAGUGUUUGAGAGGUUCUGCCGGGGACUCAAAGAGGUGGAGCGACUGAUCCAGGAGCGUGGCUGGGAGUUCAUGUGGAACGAGCGCCUGGGCUACAUCCUGACCUGCCCCUCGAACCUGGGCACGGGUCUCAGGGCUGGGGUCCACGUCCGUCUGCCACUGCUCAGCAAGGAUCCCCGCUUCAGCAAGAUCCUGGAAAAUCUGAGGCUGCAGAAGAGAGGCACUGGGGGUGUGGACACGGCUGCUGUAGGAGACAUCUAUGACAUUUCGAACAAUGACCGUUUGGGCAAAUCUGAGGUGGAGCUUGUUCAGCUGGUGAUUGACGGUGUCAACUACCUGGUCGAAUGUGAGAAGAAGCUGGAGAAAGGCCAGGAGAUAAAGGUCCCAGCCCCCAUCCCUCAGUUCAAACAGUGACGAGGAGACUGAGGGGACAGUGCUGCUCGUUGUCCUUCUGCUUCCGGAAGGUCUUACAGUGCAUCCAGUAAAGCCUUUGCAG
Molecule: messenger RNA, 1647 nt
Organism: Scleropages formosus (Asian bonytongue)
Lineage: Eukaryota; Metazoa; Chordata; Actinopteri; Osteoglossiformes; Osteoglossidae
Product: creatine kinase S-type, mitochondrial-like
Exons: 10
Coding region: 312-1565 (417 amino acids)
Biological process (GO): phosphocreatine biosynthetic process
Cellular component (GO): mitochondrion
Molecular function (GO): creatine kinase activity
Source: RefSeq, a predicted model, not a curated record